AUCUCAAAUAAAUGUUUUAAAAAUAGACUAUCCAUUAAUUAGAAAAUUAUGUUUUAAUUGUUAUGAAUUCAAGUAAAGAGUCUUUAGAUGAUGCCUUUCAAAAGAUGGUUAUUCAGAUGAAGCCUCACGUUUUGCAGAAUACAAAUGUAAAAGAAAGUCGUUUCAUAAGAGCUUGGAUUAAAAAACUUUGUAAUGAAGCUAUAUACUCAAUUGCAGAAAGGAAAAAUCGUAAUCUUUAUGCAUUAUUGCUGUUAACAAUGUUGCAUGAUGGUAGUCUAGAUGAACCAUUUACAACACUACCUACAGAUGGAGUGCUUCCAACUAUACCUGCUUAUAUUGUUGAUCAUCUUAAUUCAAUUGAUGUUAAUAAAAAGAAAAUAGGUCUUGAACCAAGCUGGCUUCAUGAUGAUUCCCUUCUACAAGAUUCACUAUUAUCUAUUGAAAACAAUUUGUUAGUUUACAAAGAUAUUUUUUCACCACAGAAACGAGAAAGAUUUAUGUUAUCCAGUCAUUUUUUGCUGAAAAAAAAUCAACUAAAUGAAAAUGUUAAACAUGUUGGAGUGUUCAAGUCAAAGUUUUCCAAUCCUAAUAAUGAAAAUGAAUCAAAUUCUUUUUCUGAUGAAGACUUGGAAAUAAAUAAAAUUAAAACUGAAUAUCAUGUCAGAAACAGAAAGAAAAGCUCCAAAAUCAAUGCUUUGCAUAAUACUGAGACAGGAACAGAAGCUAGUGCAUUAAAGAUACACAAAACUAAUUUGGAAGCACAAUAUCAACAUGAUCAAAUUGUUAAAAAGGUUGUUGAACAAAAAAAUGAUGAAAUAACCGAUGUUAAGAAAUUUUAUGAAGCUAAAAUUGAAGGACUUGAAAAAGUCAACAAAGGUCUGGAAAGCAAAAUUAGUACUUUAAAUGAAAAGUUGUCUACUCUAAAAUCUGCAAAUAGACAUGCUAAUGAGAGUUUAAAAAAAUCAGAAGAAAAAGCUGCUGAAACAGAAAAAGAGUUUGAAAAAAUUUUAUGUGAUAAACUCAGUGGCUUCGAAUUAGAAAUGUACAAGUUGCAAUGCUCACACCGGGAAAAUAUUCACCAACUUUUUAAUGAAGCUGAGGCCAAAAUAAACUCAAUUAAAUAUAUAAUGGAGAAAGAUAGCAGUCUUCUAAAAGAAGAAAUCAAAAAGUGCAAUGAGCGUCUUAUUAGUCAAACAAAAUGUAAUGAAACUAUCGAAAGAGAAAAUUACAAAUAUAGACAUGAACAGCAAGAAUAUAAAGACAUAAUUGAAAAGCAAAGAAUUCAAAUUGAAGAAUAUAAUAUCAAGCUUCAACAACAAAAAAAUCAAGCUCUGGAACUAGAGAAACUACAUCAAAAGUUUAUCGAUGAACUAAAUACAAAAAAUGAGCAUAUUUUAAAUUUACAAAAGGAACAGGAUCUGCAAAAUUUAAAAAAAUCAUCAGCAAUAUUAUCUUUGGAGGCAGAAUUAGUCCUGCUAAAAGAAACAAUAGAAUUAAUGAAGUCUAAUGAAAAAGAGACAAAGGUUUCUACAAAUCAAGAAAUUGUCAAAUUACAAUCUGCACAUAAACAACAGAUGCUUCUAAUAAAAAAUGAAUUAGAAAAUAAACUGUUAGAGUACGAAAAUAAACUAAAGAAAAGUGAUUUAUUAAUAAUUGAAAAAGAUGAAGAAAUCAAGAGGCUUCUUACAAAAAUUGAUUCUCAUGUCAAUGAAAGUAAUGAAGCUAUUGAAAGUUUUAAAAAAAAAGCAGAAGAAGAUUCAACUAAUAUGUUUAAAGAACUGUCAAUACAAUUAGAGGUUUUGCAAACUUCAUUACGUUCAGCAAGGCAAAAAAUAGAAGACAAUAAAGUUGAAUUUACUAAGCGUCUGGACGAACAAAGAUCAAUGUAUGAAAAGCAGAUUCUUAGUUAUAAAGAAUCGUUUGAAUUUGAAAAAUGUCAAUUGAAACAGCAAUAUGAUGAGCAGAGGUCAAACCUUCUUAAGCAAAUAGAAAAUCAAUCAAAUCAUCAAGAACAAUUUUUGAAAUCAUGGAAAGAAGAAGAAAGCAAGUACAAAGAUCAAAAUGAUAAACACCAAAAGACUAUUGAAGAAAUGGAAUCUCAAGUUAGAAGUUUGCGUGUGGAGGUAAUACAAGCAAAUACUUUAAGGAAAGAGCAGAUUGUUGAAAUAGGAUUGCUAAGAAAAGAAGAGCAAGAAGCUGCUCGGCGAAAUGAGGAGGCCUUACAUUCCAAGUACAAAAAUGAAAUAGAUGAAAUAAAUCUACGAUUACAAAAAGAACACAGUAUACAAUUAAAUUUGUUCACAAAAAAGAUGAAUGAGCAACUCAAAAACAUAGAGAAUGAAUAUUCAAAAAAAACUGCAGAGGAUCAUAAUAAAAUUGCAUCUUUAAGAGAGGAACUUUCUGCUGCUAACAAAAAAGUCGGUGAGUAUGAAAAACAGCUGCAAGAAUGUAUGGAAAUGGUUUCAGAUGAAAGAAAAAAGUUUUCAGAAUAUCAAAAUCAAAAUUUAUUAAAGAGAGAGGAGAUGGAAGAACAUUAUCAAAAUAUGUUAAUGAAAUCUGAUGAAAAUUUAUUUUGUUGUCGCCAAGAGUAUGAAAAUAAGUUAAAGGGAAUGUUAGCUUCAUCUGUCCAGCAAGAUUUAGAAGAUACCAUUUCAGCUCUCCGCGAGCAACUUCAAAUAAUGCAAGCUCGUAUCGAUAUUUUACAAGCAGAAUUAGAUGUUAACAAAGUGACAAAAUAGAUUUUAUAUUUAUUGAUAUCUUAUAAUAAUAUUUUAUUUAUAUUUUAAAAAUUUGCAUUAAUUAUUUAUUAUAUUUAUAGAAUAUAUGUUUUAUAUAUA
Messenger RNA from Hydra vulgaris (swiftwater hydra), 2837 nucleotides. RefSeq names its product centrosomal protein of 112 kDa. The record is from RefSeq and is a predicted model, not a curated record. Lineage: Eukaryota; Metazoa; Cnidaria; Hydrozoa; Anthoathecata; Hydridae.